UUUCUCUGUAGCACCAGCACCUAACGGGCUACAGUGAAGCCUGCAGCACCGCUCUCUUACUCCUUUGUGUUGAUGCGGAUUUUUAAGGGCUUUAAUCUUAAAGGAGAACCACAACAGCAUAUCCUUAGCCAGAUGUUUCCGUAAAGCGCCAGUUCACUGUGAAUGUAGUUGUUCCGCAUGGAGUCGGCGUUGAAUAGGUCGGCGAGGUGUUUCGUUGGCAAAAGCUCAUCCAGCUAAUGCUGCUAACCGUGUAGCCUUGGAAAGUGCUGUGUGGACCGAGGGAGCCGCUGCUGCAACAGGGACACCGAGCUAUCACAAAGAAUGGGGCUCAUAUUCGCCAAAUUGUGGAGCUUCUUCUGUAAUCAGGAGCACAAAGUCAUUAUUGUUGGACUAGACAAUGCUGGGAAAACUACCAUUCUUUACCAGUUCCUGAUGAAUGAAGUUGUCCACACAUCUCCCACCAUCGGAAGCAAUGUGGAAGAAAUAGUGGUGAAAAACACCCACUUCUUGAUGUGGGAUAUUGGCGGCCAGGAGUCUCUCCGGUCAUCCUGGAACACCUACUAUUCCAAUACAGAGUUUAUUAUUUUGGUGGUGGACAGCACGGACAGAGAGAGGCUGGCCAUUUCAAAAGAGGAGCUCUACAGGAUGCUGGCUCAUGAGGAUCUCCGGAAAGCAGCUGUGUUGAUAUUUGCAAACAAACAGGAUAUGAAGAACUGUAUGUCUGCAGCUGAAAUUUCUAAAUACCUCACCCUGAGCUCCAUCAAAGACCACCCCUGGCACAUACAGUCAUGCUGUGCACUUACUGGAGAGGGUUUAUGCCAAGGCCUGGAGUGGAUGACCUCGCGGGCUGGAUUAAGAUAACAUCUCUCUUUAUCAUUGCCUGACUACCUGCAUCACUCACAAGAUGGAUGUUUUUGUUUUUAUGUUGUUGUUUUUUUUAAAUGGGCAGUGAUGGACCCUGAUCUCUUGGAACUGUAUAGGACAAGAGCAUUGAAAUACCUGUUACAGUAAGACUGCCUCAACAUGGGGGUUAGCCUAAUUAUGGAACAGUUUUUACCAUAGAGGAGAUAAAGGAGAUUUUCAGCUGUAAUGGACAUGGAUCAUUGACACCUCAGACAUAUCAUCUGCAUCAUAUCAGUGUACGCCAUAUACUUUACUUAUUUUGUGUGAUUUUUAUAUAUUUUUGCCUUCCUUUAGGUGUGUUCACAUUCAGGAAAACAUGGAAAGGGAUAUGGGAUUUGCAGCAGUAUUUUUGAAGCUUAUUUUGACACUACUUUAGUUACGCUACACUUUUCUACGUUCUCAUACUUUUUGUGAUUCUGUUACAAGAGUUCAUAAGCUACACUGUGAUGGAAAUUAUCACAUUGAAUUAAUAAUGGUAGUGAUACAGUAAUGUUGUGAUGAACUUGCCCGUCUUAACAUUGAGCCUGUAAAUGAUUGAACCAUGUGGUUUGCGUUACAUUUUAGUAUCUCCCUAAUGCAAAUGGAAUCUACCUUAACAAAGCAUGAUUUGGCUGCGGCGGUAAGUCAUUAAUACAAUGCCUGUGUAAUGGUUUUAGUUAAAUGUAUUUUGUCACUUAUGUUUUAUUUAAUUUUUUUUAAGUUUUGUAAGCUGUCAGGCGGUGCUGAUGCAAACUUGUUUAGUAUUGCAAGAUUUGGUGCUCUGCAAAUAUAAGCGACUGUCCCAAAACAUUUCAUUCAUUUGACUAGCGAUUUGGGGCAUUCAUUCAGACAUAAUUAUGUGAUGUUUUUAAAGGGAUUACAUAGACUCCUAUCUUCGUGGGCAAAUGAAAACUGCUGUUGUACCACUUAGGCAGAUUUCUGCCAUGUGCCACAUUAAAGACUCUUGUAUGGAA
This is a messenger RNA of Periophthalmus magnuspinnatus, 1856 nucleotides long. RefSeq names its product ADP-ribosylation factor-like 8 (gene arl8). Gene Ontology annotation, molecular function: GTPase activity; GTP binding. Gene Ontology annotation, cellular component: cytoplasm; trans-Golgi network. The record is from RefSeq and is a predicted model, not a curated record. The transcript is spliced from 6 exons. Bases 322 to 861 code for a protein of 179 amino acids. NCBI's taxonomy places the organism in Eukaryota, Metazoa, Chordata, Actinopteri, Gobiiformes, Gobiidae. Gene Ontology annotation, biological process: intracellular protein transport; vesicle-mediated transport; protein localization to Golgi membrane.